AUGUCUUCAGAGCCAUUGAGGAAUUGCCAUCAGGAUACCGCCAAGCACGUUUCCAAGGACAGCAACGAGCAGAUGGAGCCUAUUGCAAUCGUUGGUAUGGCAGUAAGACUUCCUGGUGGCAUCAACAACCCACAAGAACUGUGGGAGUUCUUGAUCCAGAAGAGAGACGCACGAGGACCUAUACCUCAGAAUCGCUACCAUGGCGACGCUUUCUUCGACCCCGUUAGCAAGCCUGGGAGUUGUCCAGUAAACGCUGGAUACUUUCUGGACCAGGAUCUUGAACUAUUCGAUGCUGCUGCAUUUCCAUUAUCCAUACCAGAGAUUGAAGUCCUUGAUCCGGUCCAGAGGCAGCUACUUGAGAUAGUGCGCGAAUGCCUAGAGAGUGCCGGCGAAACUGGACAGUCGGGCAGAGAUGUUGGAUGCUUCGUCGGUACCUUUGGUGAAGAUUGGCAAGACUUGCGAAGAAAAGAUACACAAGAUUUUGGUGCGCAUAGAAUGACAGGAUCUUCCGACUUUGCUGCCAGCAAUCGCAUAUCGUAUGUCUACGACUUUCGUGGACCGAGCGUCACAACUCGUACAGCGUGUUCCGCAUCGUUGAUUGCGCUACACUCUGCUUGCCAGGCUCUCUAUCAAAACGAUUGCUCUUCCGCCGUUGUCGCCAGUGCCAAUAUCAUCAUCUCACCUACCAACACAUCCGGACUUGGUGAGGUCGGCGCGCUCUCUCCUGAUGCAUCUUGCAAGACGUUCGAUGCAAACGCAAAUGGUUAUGCUCGUGCUGAAGGCGUGGCAGCUCUAUAUAUCAAAAAGCUUAGCGACGCAAUCGCCUGCAAUGAUCCUAUCCGCGCAGUGAUAAGGGCCACAGCUUCAAAUUCGGAUGGAAGGGGCUCCUCGUUCUCAAAUCCAAACCCAGACGCCCACGAGGCACUCAUCAGGACGGCAUAUCAUAAAGCUGGUCUUUCACCUGCAGAAACUGGAUUUGUGGAACUCCAUGGGACAGGAACCCUGGUGGGAGAUCCGAUUGAAGCUGGUGCUGUUGCCAAAGUCUUUGGGACGAGUGGUACAUACAUUGGAUCAAUCAAGCCAAACAUCGGGCACUCCGAAGGCGCCUCUGGAAUAAUCAGUGUUAUCAAAGGCGUUCUUGCUCUGGAGAAUCUGACAGUACCGCCAAACAUCAAGUUUCGAACUCCAAGUCCGAAGAUACCAUUCCAUGAAGCUAAAUUAAUGGUACCGACGGAUCCUUUACCUUGGCCAAAGGACAAGAAAGAGAGAGUCAGUAUCAACUCUUUCGGUCUCGGCGGCUCGAAUGCACAUGUCAUCAUAGACUCGGCACAAUCGAUGGGCAUCAGAGAGAGAAUAUCCGCGCCCGCUGCGAUUGAUACUCCUCAACUUCUUGUGCUCUCAGCAGACCACCCAAGCUCCCUCGAAAACGUGUUUCGUGGCUGCUCAACAUACCUUCAGAAGCACAGAUCCAAUGCUGAGAACCUGCUGUUCACUCUCAACACGAGGAGAGAACAUCGCCAACAUCGAUGCUUCUCUAUACUACACGAUACGCAGUUAUUGCCUGUUUCGAAGCCCAUGGCGGCUUGCGAAGACCCGGAAAUUGUGUUCGUCUUCACCGGACAGGGCGCACAGUAUUUUGGGAUGGCCAAGGAGCUUGCGACACUCUCUUGUGAAUUCGCUGAAGAUUUGCAACAGCUAGACAACGCCUUGUCCAGCCUUGCACAUCCUCCCUCCUGGUCCAUCAAAGAUCUGAUAAUGCAUCCUCGCAAAGACCUUGAACUGGGAGGUGUCAUGGCCCAGCCUCUUUGUACAGCGAUUCAGAUAGCACUGGUCAAUCGACUACGUGCAUUGGGCGUUCAGCCGAAUGUCAUCGUCGGACACUCCAGCGGUGAAAUCGCCGCAGCAUACGCAGCUGGAAUAGUCUCAAUGCACGACGCGAUGGCGUUAUCCUAUCAUCGUGGCCAAAGCCUCCCAGCAAGUUCACGAAAGGGAGGGAUGGUAGCAGUAGGAAUGGGAAAGACUGACGUUCAGUCCUUCCUCCGGCCCGGCGUAACUAUUGGAUGUGAGAACAGUCCUUCCAACGUCACUCUUUCUGGAGACGCGGAGGUCUUGCAGCAAGUUGUCCUGGAAUUGAAGAGGUUAAGCCCGGCAACUUUUGUGCGCGUUCUGGAUGUGGAUAUGGCAUAUCAUUCUUACCAUAUGAGGGAAGUUUCCAGUGUGUAUUCAAAGGCACUAGAGGGACUUUCUUUCUGUCGUCCGGGUGUUCCGUACUUCUCCACAGCCUACGGACGCUGGCUGGACACGAACGAAAUUCUCGAUACGGAUUACUGGAAGACGAACCUAGAAUCCCCGGUUCUUUUCAAUACUGCGAUUCAUGGCAUCCUCAAGAAGACCAAAAAUCAACUCAUCUUCCUCGAAAUCGGGCCGCAUUCGGCUCUAAAGGGACCUCUGCGUCAAUGUUUCCAGAGUUCCUCGCAAAAGCCACAACCCUUGUACAUCCCAACCUUGGUCCGAGGCCAGAAUGCAUAUGUAUCUUUGCUUACAACAUUGGGAAUGCUGCAUUGUGCGGGCGUUAAGAUCGAUCUGCACGCUUUGUCGCCAGCCGGAAAAGUAUUACAUGAUCUGCCAUCGUAUCCAUUUCACCGCGAGCUCAUCUCGAAAGAAAGUCGUAUCUCGAAGGCGUGGAGAUUCCGAAGACACAGCCGCCACAAUCUUCUUGGAACGCCUAUCCUAGAGAACAAUGAUCUCGAGCCAGCAUGGCGGAACGUCUUGCGGCCUACAGACGUGCCGUGGAUCUGCGAUCAUCAGAUUGGCCCGGAUAUCAUCUUUCCUGCGGCUGCAUACAUUGCAAUGGUAUCCGAGGCAAUCCGACAGGUAACCAAUUCCAAAGAAUGUACAGUCUUGCGUGUAUCAAUCUUGGCUGCAAUGAUUCUGCACGACGGUCGAGCAACUGAAAUAGUCACUAGCCUCAGACCACAUCGUUGGACUGAGACGCAACUUUCGAGAGGUUACGAUUUCACAAUCUCAUCUCUAGCCCACGAUACCUGGGUGACGCACUGCCGUGGUCACGUCAAGCCAACCGAGGAAGAGCUCGCGAGUUCCAAGGACUUUGUCAGUUUUCCACGACACGUCAAAUCUCGGCAGUGGUAUGACGCUCUCAGAAGAUGUGGACUCGACUAUGGACUGGCGUUCGCCGGCCUUACGGACAUCACCUGCUCAGUAGAUGAAGCCUCUGCUUGCGCCGUGGUAUCGAUGGACAGAUGUCUAUCUGAGYCAUCCUAUUCUAUCCAUCCGACUCUGCUCGAUGAAGCGUUGCAGCUUCUGAGCGUCGCUGAUGCUAGAGGACAUCCCCGUGCGAUUUCAGGAACACACAUACCAACAUACAUCGAGAAGCUUUCUCUCAAGCCAACGGCAUCCACUUUGUCAAUUCGAGCCGAUGCUGAUCCUUCUGGGGGUAUGAGUGGAUCGAUGACUGGGUGGUCGGAUGGCCAGAUUGUUCUGAGUGGUCAUGGUAUUCAGAUGUCCAAGUUGGAGGACCUGCAGGUCGACCCCAGCACGGAAUCACAAUCUGGCGCUCGGAUUCAUUACUUACCACUUCUUCGAUUCUUGGACCCGACUGUGUUGUUGAGAGCCGAUAGCGAUACUCAAACAUCGAGCUACAGGUCCUUUCUCCGACUGUUCACGCACGAAUUUCCUCGAUGCAACAUCCUUGAGAUUCUGGGAGGGGAAAGCUCAAUUACCGGAAGCUUCAUCGGAAACUCAUACUCCGACUCUGGAGAACGCAUGUUUGCUUCCUAUACACUGGCAAGCACGGAAGACAUGAUUCUGGCAGCAGCUAGAGCGAAAUUCGAUCGCUCUCCUGGGGUGAAAUUUGUCAUGUUCGACGCACCACAACAUGCCCCAGAGCAAGACUUACUUCCAGGCUCCUACGACCUCAUCAUUGCACACAAUCUGAUUGAGUCAUCUCCAAAGUUGAAGCGUCUUCGGCAGCUUUUAAAGCCGUGCGGCUAUCUGCUGUUAGAUGAAUGUCUCGCGGCAAUGCAAGUCGAUUCCCCCGUCGAGACAGAGGAAUCCGAGUUGGGGGUAUUCGAAUCAGAUUGCACGACGAUCAAGUCUUGUAAAACCCCUGAACGCUGGACCGAUGCCUGGCAACAAGCUGGCCUCAGCAGACAAUUAGUCUCCGGAAGUUCUGCGGGGCGCAAUCUGGUAGUCGCGCAACCCGAUGCCAUGGAAAAUCUCAAUUUAAAACAAGUAACACUACUUGUUCCUCUGAAGAUUUCGUCCACGGUGACCAAAAUCGUGAGAAUCUUGUCAGAGAAUGGCAUUCUGGUGGAACUUUGCACACUGGACGACGUCCCACCCGUGGCAUCCAUCGUCGUUUCACUUCUUGAAAUCGAUGACCCCUUUCUUUACGACAUCAACCCGCAAGCUUUCCGGCAGCUGACCACAUUUCUAUCAGCAUUGACGCCACAGCAACAGUUGAUCUGGCUGACUCGAUCUACCGAUCCUCGAUAUUCUCUGGUUCAUGGUUUGGCUAGGAAUGUCAGGUUCGAACUUGGACUGGACUUUGCGACAUUGAAGGUCGAUGCUACGAACGAUUCAUUCUUGGACAUCUUGCCCUUGUUUCUCAAGAAGUACAGGCACGGGGUCGUAAGAUCAGACGCUAUAGAUUUUGAGUAUGUUUACAUGGACGGCAUUAUCCAAGUUGGACGUUUCCAUUGGUACUCGAUUCCAUCUGCCCUCUCCCGGCCAGCGCCCUCCACGACCGGGGCAAGACUCAAUGUCGGCAGAAAGGGGUUGUUGCRGAGCUUGGCGUGGAUCUCAGAUUCGCCUGAGGAAGAGUUGAGCGAUAAUAUGGUAGAGGUCGAGAUUGCGGCUGUCGGCAUGAACUUCAAGGAUGUACUUGUCGCAAUGGGCGUGGUAUCGAGUUCCACWCUCGGUAUCGAGGCCUCAGGCACCAUUAUCCGAGUUGGAGAUGCUGUGCACGAUCUACGACUCGGCGACCGUGUGGCGAUUGCCUAUAAUGGCUGCUUCAAAACUCGCAUCACUGUGCCAAGAUUGAACUGUAUUAGCAUUCCGGACGGAGUGUCUUUCGACGACGCAGCUACCGUGUACGGCGUUUACUGCACCUCGCUCCUUUCUCUGAUGCAUAUCGCCAGAAUCUCCGCCAAGUCUUCUGUCCUUAUCCAUUCAGCAUGUGGUGGAAUUGGCCUCUCCGCUAUACAGCUAUGUCGCUCUGUUGGAGCCGAGAUCUACGCGACAGUCGGCAGUAACAGGAAACGGAAGCAUCUCCAAGAUGCAUGGAACAUUCCCGCUGAUAACAUAUUCAGUUCCCGCGACAGGACCUUCCACCGAGAUCUGAUGGCACGCACCAACAACCGCGGUGUUGAUGUCGUAUUCAACUCUCUCUCCGGAGAGCUUUUGCAUGCCUCAUGGGAGUGCGUUGCAGACUUUGGAAUGAUGGUUGAACUAGGCAGACGAGAUAUCCAGGAGCACGGAAACCUGGACAUGAGCAGAUUCAGUAACAAUCGUGGAUAUCAUGCCGUUGACUAUGCGCAAAUCUUAGACCACAGGCCAGAGCUGAAUCAGAGCUUGAUGCAAGAAGUAUCUGACCUCCUCCACGGGAAAAAGAUCUCCCCGGUCGCCCCAUUGACAGCAUUCGAAGCAGACGAUAUAGAAGAUUGCUUUCGAUUCUUCCAGAGGGGUGAACAUAUUGGUAAAGUCGUGGUGCAUAUGCCGAAUUCCGUUCACGACCUCAAAAUCUCGGACUCCGUGAGACAAAAGACAAAAUUUGAUCCCGAUGUUGCCUACCUACUCGUUGGUGGCCUUGGAGGGCUCGGUCGUGCCGUCUCUGUCUGGAUGGCCGAGCGAGGGGCCAGACAUUUGGUAUACCUCUCACGAUCAGAGCUGUCUUCAGCAAAGUUGGAUGUCUUGCAAGAAUUAUCUGCAAUGGGUUGCACGUAUCAGGUCUUCCACGGAAGUGCAACGAAUGCCGCCGAUGUUGAAAAGGCAGUUCGCGAAAGUAGCAGACCGAUACGAGGCGUUUUGCAAAUGGCUGCGGCUUUGAAGGACAAGAACAUCUCCCACAUGACCCAUGCCGACUGGCAAUCCGGAAUCUCCCCCAAAGUCAAGGGCACACUCAACAUCCACCACUGCCUAUUGCAGUCUCCUCUUGACUUCUUUGUCAUGUUCUCCUCCCAUGUCGGACUUCAUGGCUGGUACGGACAAGCCAACUAUGCAGCGGGCAAUGCCUAUCAAGAUGACUUUGUCCAAUAUCGGCACUCGCAAGGACUCGCAGCUUCUGUGCUGGACAUAGGACCAGUAGAGGAUAUUGGAAUGACAUCAGAAAACCCCGAGCUCGCGCGACGACUGAGGAGUACGCUUGAAUUCUUACCCGAAAAGGAUUUCUUCGAGGCGCUGGAAUUGGCAAUCGCACAAUCACAUCCAGGCGAUUUGGGCGGUCAGAUUGUGUCUGGCCUGAAACCUACCGUCUCCUCGACCGAUGCCAAUAGCAAUCUACCGUGGGCUAAUGAUGCCCGGUUUCUGGUCUAUCGAAGCCUGGAAGAAGAUGUAAACGGCACAAGUUCUUCAUCUCCAUCAUCCAACCCUCUUUCGGAAUUCCUCACUUCCUGUUCGCGCGAUCCGUCCAUCCUGGCAACAGAGACAGCCUGCACAACAUUGUCUCGGGAACUACUGUUGAGGAUCUGCUUAUUCCUUGUAAUUGGCGAAGAAGAACAAGAAAAGCUGUUGAACACCACCUCGUCGGAUCUAUCGCUAUCAAAUUUGGGAGUGGAUUCAUUGGUUGCUAUUGAAAUCCGGACUUGGUGGAGGCAGAAGUUGGGGGCUGAAGUCACGGUUCUACAGAUCUUAGACUGUGGUAACAUGAAGAGAUUGGGCGAGUUUGCGGUGGGCUCGUUGAAGGAGAGAUUCUACAAGACGGGUCGUCAAGGAAGCGAAGUUGGCUAG
Molecule: messenger RNA, 6966 nt
Organism: Ramularia collo-cygni
Lineage: Eukaryota; Fungi; Ascomycota; Dothideomycetes; Mycosphaerellales; Mycosphaerellaceae
Product: related to polyketide synthase modules and related proteins
Exons: 7
Coding region: 1-6966 (2321 amino acids)
Biological process (GO): secondary metabolite biosynthetic process; fatty acid biosynthetic process
Molecular function (GO): fatty acid synthase activity; oxidoreductase activity; phosphopantetheine binding
Source: RefSeq, a predicted model, not a curated record